Monopterus albus (swamp eel) is the source of this 1059-nucleotide messenger RNA. RefSeq names its product SH3 and cysteine-rich domain-containing protein 3. Gene Ontology annotation, molecular function: protein binding. Lineage: Eukaryota; Metazoa; Chordata; Actinopteri; Synbranchiformes; Synbranchidae. Bases 1 to 1059 code for a protein of 352 amino acids. The transcript is spliced from 11 exons. Gene Ontology annotation, biological process: skeletal muscle contraction; positive regulation of protein localization to plasma membrane; positive regulation of voltage-gated calcium channel activity. The record is from RefSeq and is a predicted model, not a curated record.
AUGAGAAAUCUCAGUCACUAUUUAUUUUUUGCAUUCAAACAUUUGCUUCCUGAUGAUGACAGGCUGGAUGAAAAGGACUCUGUGGAUAUUCAUGACAACCCACCUGUCCCUGAUAAUGUGGUGAAAGAGGAGGACAACACGGUAUAUUUCAUCUAUGAUGAGGAGGUAGAAGAGGAAGAGAAAGAGGAGCCUCCUCCUCCAGAGCCAAUCAAACCGGUCAAUGACAGACCUCACAAGUUCAGGGACCACUACUGCAAGAAACCAAAGUUUUGCGAUGUCUGUGCACGCAUGAUUGUUUUAAACAAUAAGUUUGCAUUGCGAUGUAAGAACUGCAAAACCAGCAUCCACCACCAGUGUCAGCCCUAUGUGGAGUUCCAGAGGUGUUUUGGCAAAAUUCCUCCAGGAUUCAGAAGAGCCUACAGUUCUCCUCUGUACAGCAGUCAGCAGAACGCGGCAGCACAGUCAAACCGCACUGACCCUGUGUUUGAAACAUUGCGGAUUGGAGUGAUCAUGGCCAACAAGGAGCGUAAAAAGGACUCAGAGGACAAGAAGAACGUGAGUAUGAUGAUGAUGAUGGAGGACGAUGAGUCCCAGCCAAAAGAGGAGGAGGAAGGUGGUGAAGGAGAAGGUGAUAAAAAGGGAGACAAAGCGCCUGCUGAUGACAAGAGUAAGAAGCUUCAGCCAGGGAAGAUCGGUGUGUUCAGUCAGUCUCACUACUAUCUGGCUCUCUACAGAUUCAAGGCCAUAGAGAAAGAUGACCUAGACGUGCAUGCUGGUGACCGCAUAACAGUGAUAGAUGACUCCAAUGAGGAAUGGUGGAGGGGGAAGAUCGGAGACAAAACAGGGUUCAUACCUGUCAGCUACAUCAUCCGAGUGCGAGCAGGAGAGAGGGUCUACAAGGUGACACGCUCCUUUGUCGGCAACAGAGAGAUGGGCCAAAUCACUUUGAAGAAAGACCAGAUUGUGGUGAAGAAGGGCGAGGAGGUGAACGGUUACCUGAAGGUCAGUACAGGACGUAAGCUCGGCUUCUUCCCCGCCAACCUGCUGCAGGAGAUCUGA